Arabis nemorensis is the source of this 1047-nucleotide messenger RNA. Lineage: Eukaryota; Viridiplantae; Streptophyta; Magnoliopsida; Brassicales; Brassicaceae. The record is from the annotation of a GenBank genome assembly.
AUGAUAAUGAUGGAAGUAGAAGGAUCGAGCACUUCGAUGAAUCGUGCUCCUGAUCAAUCAUCCUUCCUACGAUCGAGGCGAUCUAAAGCUCUGUAUCAGUUUAAGCAACAGAAACUCCCAGCUUGUAAGCCAGUCUUAACACCAACAUCGGUCAUAACAGUGUUUUUAUUAAUGGGUUUUGUUUUUAUUCCCAUUGGCCUCAUCACUCUCCGUGCUUCUCGUGAUGCUAUCGAAAUUAUAGACCGGUAUGAUGCUGACUGCAUUCCUGAAGAAUAUAAAGCCAACAAACUGUCAUACAUAACAAAUUCAUCGAUCCCAAAGAAUUGUACACGUUACUUAAAGGUACAAAAGUUUAUGAAAGCUCCCAUUUAUAUCUAUUACCAGCUUGAUAACUACUACCAAAACCACCGGCGAUAUGUAAAGAGUAGAAGUGAUCAGCAACUGUUAUAUGGACUGGAGUAUAGCCACACAAGUGCCUGUGAACCUGAGGAGUCAUCUAAUGGUCUCCCGAUUGUUCCUUGUGGGCUAAUAGCUUGGAGCAUGUUCAAUGAUACAUUUAUGUUUGCUCGUGAAAGUAUGAAAUUGAAGGUGAGCCGGAAUAACAUUUCAUGGAAGAGUGACCGUGAGCACAAGUUUGGAAAGAAUGUGUAUCCUUUCAAUUUCCAGAAUGGAACUUUGAUUGGUGGAGCAAAGUUGGAUCCAAGAAUUCCACUAAGUGAACAGGAGGACUUUAUUGUGUGGAUGCGAGCAGCUGCUCUACUAAGCUUCCGGAAACUAUACGGACGAGUCGAAGAAGACUUGGAACCAGGCAAUGUUGUUGUAGUAAAUUUGAUGAACAAUUACAACACUUAUAGCUUUAGUGGGCAGAAAAAGCUUAUUCUCUCCACAUCAAGUUGGUUAGGAGGAAGAAACGAUUUCCUCGGGAUCACCUAUAUUGUCGUCGGUUCUUCUUCCAUAAUCAUAUCAAUUAUCUUCAUGUUGCUUCAUUUGAAAAAUCCAAGGCCUUAUGGGGACAAUUCUUGGAAUAAGAAAAGCCUUUCGAAUUGA